This is a messenger RNA of Penicillium argentinense, 471 nucleotides long. RefSeq lists its product as uncharacterized. NCBI's taxonomy places the organism in Eukaryota, Fungi, Ascomycota, Eurotiomycetes, Eurotiales, Aspergillaceae. The coding region runs from base 1 to 471 and encodes 156 amino acids. The record is from RefSeq and is a predicted model, not a curated record. The transcript has 2 exons.
AUGUCAAAUGUGGAGAAGAGAAGCCCGAAUGCUACCAAUGCACUCGCACCGGCUGAAAAGCGCCAAGACGUCCAGUUCUUCUGCUCAGAGGCCACUGGAAUACUAUCGGGCUUCUUUCCUUCCGACUGUUGGGACCGGUUUCUUUCUCAGUUGACUCAUCAGCAUCCUACGAUUCGACACGCGGCUGCGGCUGUGGGUGCUGCUUAUGAGCAGUAUGCACUUCGAGCUCCUGGCGAGAAGACAACCGAGAAUUUUGCUCUACAGCAAUAUAGUAAAGCCAUCCAGAGCUUCCGCGAGCAAAUCCAGAACCCACAUGAUCAAAAUAUUGACUUGAUUCUCAUUACUUGCGCGUUAUUCACCUGCCUCGAGGUGCUUCAUUCGAACUCGAACCGGGCAAUGGACCAUGUGGAAGGAGGCGUUCAAAUCCUCUUAUCUCGACUGAAAUGUGCUUCUAUUCAACCGCCAAAAUAA